UUGUUUCCUGGAGUCCCUUGUGACUCAUCAUCAUUGUAAGGGUCAUCCUGAAACACACCCCUCUCCUGAUGUGCUCUUGGUACAAUCCAAAGAGUUUCAGGUUAAGAAGCUGAGGGGAUCUUUGUUUGCAGGAGUCCGUUUGGAGUUUGAUGUGCCUCGGAGCAGGACCCAUGUCAGCUAGAUACCUCGAGGAAAGGGAGAUACAUCCUUAACCCAUACUAGGAAGGAAGAGGAAAGAAACUGCUGUACAAAAGAAGUGUUCCAUACAGAAAAGAUAUGUCUUCAUCAGUUCAACUCUUCAGAGAUCAGAAGUACCACGAGCUGAAAAGGCAGUGUAUCCAGCAGAGACGGCUCUUCGAAGAUCCUGAAUUUCCAGCCUCAGAUGAGUCCCUUUUCUAUCAAAAAGCCCCACGAGGGAAAGUUGAAUGGAAGCGCCCAAAGGAUCUCUGUCAAGACCCUUAUCUGUUUGUAAAUGGAAUCAGCUCUCACGACUUGCACCAAGGCAGCUUGGGGAACUGCUGGUUUGUGGCUGCAUGCUCCUGUUUGGCACUGAGGAAGGCGCUCUGGCAGCAGGUGAUUCCAGACUUUCAAGAACAAGAAUGGGACCCUAAAACACCAGAGAAAUAUGCUGGAAUUUUCCGUUUCCGUUUCUGGUGCUUUGGAAUAUGGACAGAGGUGGUUAUUGAUGAUCUGCUGCCAACAAUUGAUGGGACAUUGAUCUACUGCCAUUCCAAUGUGGAAAAUGAAUUCUGGAGCGCAUUAUUGGAGAAAGCUUAUGCAAAGUUGGCUGGAUCUUAUGAAGCCCUGGAUGGAGGUAGUGCUGCAGAUGCAAUAGUGGAUUUUACUGGAGCAGUGGCAGAAUCUAUUGAUUUGGUACAGGGAAAAUACAGUGAGACUAUUUCAGAGCAGAUGAAGCUGUUUGAAGAUUUGCUGAAAGUGCAUAAAAGAGGCGGGCUGAUCAGCUGUUUCAUCGCGUCUUCCUCUGGAAGAGCCAAUGAGGUGGAGGCAAAGACAGGUCUUGUCGCUGGUCAUGCCUACUCAGUGACUGCAAUUCGGAAGCUGCACCUUGGAGAAAGCCUGACAUUCUCUUUUAACACAGAAAAGCUCUUCAUGGUCAGGCUGAGGAAUCCCUGGGGAAAUAGAGAGUGGAAUGGUGCCUGGAGUGACAAUUCUGAAGAGUGGAAGAAAGUCAGCAAUGCGGAGCGUAAACGUCUGGGACUCACUGUUGAGAAUGAUGGAGAGUUCUGGAUGACUUUUGAGGACUGGUGUAAGAAUUUCACUGAUGUGGACAUCUGCCGGAUUGUAAAUACCUCCUACUUCAGUAUCCACAAGACCUGGGAGACAAAAAUGCUGCAUGGGGCUUGGGCAAAGAAUUCAGAGCCCCUGCUAAAUCGCUGUGGCGGAUGCUUUGAUAACACAGAGACCUUCCUUCAGAAUCCCCAGUACAUCUUUGAUGUUAAGAAGACAGAAGACAAAGUGUUGAUCUCAUUACAACAGGAGGAUCAGCGCAGGAGCAAAAAAGUAGGGAAAGGAGACAACAUCAUCAUUGGUUUUGAAAUCUUCAAGGUAGAAGAUAACAGAAGCUAUCGACUACACAAGCUGACUGUGCAGGAGAGAGUAGCCACAUCUCCAUACAUCAAUACACGCAAUGUGUUCUUGAAGAAGACCCUUAAGCAAGGCCGUUACAUCCUUAUCCCAACUACAUAUCUUCCUGGCAUUACUACAGAUUUUAUCCUGAGACUCUUCACUGAUGUGCCGUCAAAGCUCAGAGAGCUGACAGCAGAUAAGCCUGAAAUGACAUGUUGGAGUCUUCUUUGUGGCUAUCCACGCAGAAUCACCCAAAUCAAAAUCCACUCUGCAGAAGGCUUACAGGAGCAAGAUGGAUCAGGUGGAGCAGAUCCCUAUGUGCUCAUCAAGUGUGAGAACCAAAAGGUGCGCUCCCCUGUACAACACAAUACUACCAGGGCGACUUUCGACACACGAGUCAUCUUCUACAGGAAGAACAUUGACAGUCCCAUCAUUGUCCAGGUCUGGAACAGCAACAUCUUGUGUGACCAGUUCCUUGGACAGGCGCUGCUGGCAGCUUCACCCAGUGACCCCAGAGAACAGCAGACUCUGCAACUUCGAGGGAGGGGCAGCCAAGAAGCCGAGGAGGUGCCAGGUCACAUCACCGUCAAGGUUUUUUCCAGUGAUGACCUCGUAGAGCUAUGAAUACCAAAGCCCUGCAGAGCCAGACAGAGCUGUCACCUCGCAGCAGGAGGGCUUGUCUGUGCUUUCUGUGUGAAUGACUUGUAAGCAAAGGUUUCAUGUACAUACUCACAAUUGCUUUAAAAAGAAAAAGCUCUCUAAAGCUCUCCAUUAUUUUCGAUAAUGGGGAGGGAGACUUUUAAAGGGAAAAAAAAUGCAUAUAUAUAUAUGUUCAUCAUACAGCAAGCAGUAGAAAAGGUGCCAAACUAACGGUCAGCAGAUGAGCUCAUUAAGACAUGAGCUCAUAGCCAUCUCCCCCAGCAGCAUCCUUCAGUAGCUCGUGACAUGUAAGCUGGAAGCAGACAUGACUGUUCUCACAGAUCAUUACACGUUCCCAGCAGGCAGGUGGGAAUAGCUGUAUCUCCACAGCCGCAUGCCAGCAGGCUGGCACGCUGGCAAGGACAAGAUGGACUCACAUGCCUGAUGUCCUUGUUCACUGCUAGACUCCCCUUGGGAGGGGGAGUUUUUUGAGCUUUGAUUGGAAUUUUUUUCCCUAAUACUGAUUUUUUUUAAAUUAAUUUCACUCUUAUUGAUAAAGAUAUUUCUGUUCCUUGGCUAAAACUCGAGGAUUUCAGUAGUAGGACGUAAGACCAGACGUGCCAUGGCAACAUUAAAAUAGAGGGGCACGUCUUGGAGUGAUAGCUUUCCCUGCAUAAAGGCUCUCUUUGUAUUUUCCUGUUGUCCACCCCAAGCUGACUCACAAGUUGAUAUCUUUGGCCAAGAGAUGGGCAUCUCACAGUUCAGCUGUGGCUUUGCCUGGAGGACAAACUCAAUUAUGGAAGCCACCUCCCUAAGGAGGUUUUGAUUAAUCUACUUUAUGCUAGAAUGAAAGAAUGCUCCCUUUGCCUCAUUAGGUGUGAUGAGCAACACCAGAAUGAAAGAGGAGAAAAUUAGUUUAUGACAGGAAUGGGUCUGUAAAACAAAGAUGCCAUGACAUAGUAGGUACCAGGUUUUUUCUUUGGAAAUUUUGCAUUGGUUUAUUGCUGAUAGAGCUCACAUCUUUGAGAAACUUUAACUUGGGUAUGAUGGAGGUCAAGUAUUGUUCAUAUUUUCCUUACAGCAAGGUUCCUUGUACAAACUUCCUUUUAACUUCUGCAUAUAGCCUGUCAGUAGGGCUCCUUCAUAGCAGACAUUUUGAAUUGUCAAGCUAUGCAGUGAUUCUGGCAGUGUAAAAGAGGCUUACUGUGUCAGACAUCUCAGAAAUGGAUUUUGUAUGGUUGCAAAUUAUGGUCUUGAAAGUGAAGCUAAAGGCUUACUAUUCUGCCUUCUGUACAGCCAGGAAGCUUCUAUUUCUGUGUACCUCAUAACUACUUCAGCCAUUUUGUGCAAUGUUUAUAACUUAUAAAAUGGCCCUUGGUGGAGUUAAUGUUUUCAAAAAAGGUUUGUAAGUAAGUCUGCUUGGGGCAUCCAAAAGGAUCAAUGCUGUGGGAGGAAAAAGAUUUGUCUGACAUGUUAGGGCUGGAAUAUAAAGCUAUGAAGGAUGUUAUGCUGCCAUCAGCUUAGCUGCUGUACCAAGUACCUAAAUCCAACUAUUUUUAAAAUAGCUUGGGCUCAAGCCAUUUUGCACGCAGAGCAUUUGUCAGAUGUGAGCUGCACCCAGAGGCAAGUAUAACUUCUCUGUAAACUCAUGGCUUUGGAGUUGCUUAUUCUCAGACAUGACUGUAAGGUGCAUUUCUUUUAAAAAAUCAUGCAACUCAUACAGACCAGAGCUCAGGCAAGACACACAGCGAGCUGCCACUCAGUCUGGGCUGACCUGUUUAUGUUACUUUUCCUCAUGCACUAUUUUAUUCACUAUAGCUCUGCCUCCUAGCAGCCCAUCAGACACACCUUGCCUGCACAGGCAGAGCAGCAGGGCUGCAGAGCUGUUGAGGAUUGCAGGCAGCAAAGGUGAGCACCUGGGGAGAGCAGAGUUGGUUUUGUUGCAUAAUCCCCUUUUCAGACAAUUUUGCAGAACUCUUUCUUCUGAGAUGGGUGCAGUAAAGAGGGGUUUGCUGAUCUGGCUGAUUGACUGGGGUCAGAGCAUAGCCCAAAGAGGGUUCCUGGCAGACAGCACCCAGCUGGGCCAGGCGGCUUUCCCUGCUCAAACCAGAGCCCGGAGGUGUUUGUCAGCAGUCAGCCAUACCUUGUGGGAAGAUGUUCUGUUUCAUGGUAACUGCCUGGGUGUGUGUGCAGGCUUCGGUCCCCCGUAAAUCCCCACAUUAAUACAAGUCUGGAAAAUAUUUUAUUUCAAAUUUCAACCUUUAUUUUUUCAAUACGAAGCAACCUAAAUAAAAGGCUAACAAAAUAUAAACAACUUGAAUAAUUUCUGCAAUGAAACAUUCUUGUUUCAGAUAAAAGAAAAAUCACUUCGGCGUGACCCUAACCGCCCUCAGUCAGUUUGGGGGCGGGGGGAG
Molecule: messenger RNA, 4640 nt
Organism: Centrocercus urophasianus (Greater sage-grouse)
Lineage: Eukaryota; Metazoa; Chordata; Aves; Galliformes; Phasianidae
Gene: CAPN6
Product: calpain 6
Exons: 14
Coding region: 277-2211 (644 amino acids)
Biological process (GO): proteolysis
Cellular component (GO): cytoplasm
Molecular function (GO): calcium-dependent cysteine-type endopeptidase activity
Source: RefSeq, a predicted model, not a curated record